Messenger RNA from Microthlaspi erraticum, 1167 nucleotides. The record is from the annotation of a GenBank genome assembly. NCBI's taxonomy places the organism in Eukaryota, Viridiplantae, Streptophyta, Magnoliopsida, Brassicales, Brassicaceae.
AUGAUGGCCGAUUGGGGAAUGCGUUAUCAACAUCUACCUCCGGCUGAAUUAAUGCUUAUAUCUGGUGAUCCUUGGUGGUAUAUGAUCCCUACGCUUGAAUUCAUGGAAAGCACCAUUCUUUGUGCACAUCCAAAGAAUUUGCCACCAUCCGACAAAUAUCUGAGUCUGGGAAACACCUGGGUCUGGGAAGAGUUACUGGAAGGUGUUGAUUCAGCAUUGGACGAGAUAAGCAGCCAUACAGAUUAUGUAGGACCUCCCGCGAUUUGCAGAGUAUGCAAUAUUGAUAUCGAAAGCUGUGUUGAACUCAUCAAUCAUCUCAAGACUGAUGAAGAACACAUAGCUAAGGCUAUCAACGAGCACUUCCUCUCCGGUGGCUAUGAGAGCACGACGUUCGAGGUCGUGAGUAUUGAUGCUCAGAAGUCGGUGAACGACGGAGUUUUUAUCAAGGUUGUUGGUUUCUCGACUGGCAAAGACAAGACCAAGAAGAAAUUCUCUCAAAUGUUCUAUCUGACACAUGACAUAAGUCACAAAAAUCCAAACUCCUACGUUGUCUUGAAUGACAUGUUUCGUUAUGUUAGUGAAGAGGCUUCCACUCCUAGAACUCUGCCAGUUGUUAAAUCAAGUUUUAAGAAAACCACGUUCACGAAGACGGUGGUGUUGUGGGACCUCGACACCUGUCCGGUACCCGCUGAUAUCGAACCUGGUCGUGUCCGACAGAUAAUAGAAUCGGCGUUGAGACACUACUUGGGUGAAACUCGUCAGUUUUCCUUCUAUGCACUUGGAGACCUAGAAGAUAUCUCUGAUGACCUCUUGAAAGAGAUCUCAUCCUCUGGAUUCCUUCUUAGACACGCCACCUCCGGUUGGUUUAAUCUUUUCUUUCUUUUUUUCCUUGAGUUCAUUGGAAGCACUAUUCUUUGUGCACAUCCAAAGUAUUUGCCACCAUCCGGCGAAUAUCUGAGUCUAGGAAACAUUUGGGUCUGGGAAGAAUUACUGCAAGGGGAUGAUUCAGGUUUACACGAGAUAAGCAGCGAUACAGAUUAUGUAGGACCUCCCGCGAUUUGCACAGUAUGCAAUGUUGAUAUCGAAAGCUGUGAUGAACUCAUCAAUCACCUCAAGACUGAUGAAGAACACAUAGAACUUUUCAGUUCUGAUAGUGACAGUGAAUAA